Trichoderma reesei QM6a is the source of this 1401-nucleotide messenger RNA. RefSeq lists its product as uncharacterized. The transcript has a single exon. Gene Ontology annotation, cellular component: spliceosomal complex. Gene Ontology annotation, molecular function: pre-mRNA 3'-splice site binding. Gene Ontology annotation, biological process: mRNA splicing, via spliceosome. The record is from RefSeq and is a predicted model, not a curated record. The coding region runs from base 1 to 1401 and encodes 466 amino acids. Lineage: Eukaryota; Fungi; Ascomycota; Sordariomycetes; Hypocreales; Hypocreaceae.
AUGCCUCCACCACGAAAACCCGCGACAGGAGCGGCCUCAAAGGAGGAAAACAUUUACAUCCCCUCUUUCAUCAGCAAGCGGCCGUUCUAUGCAGGCGAAGAAGGAGAUGACAAUGACUACCUGAAGCAUCAGCGCCGGGAGGAGAAGAACGAGAAGUCGCAGUGGUACGACCGCGGGAAGAAGGCUGGGCCGGCCGCGACGAAAUACCGCAAGGGCGCAUGCGAGAACUGCGGCUCAAUGACGCACAAGGUCAAAGACUGUCUAAGCCGACCUAGAGCCAAGGGGGCCAAGUGGACGGGCAAGGAUAUUCAGGCAGACGAAAUCGUUCAAGAUGUCAAGCUGGGUUGGGAUGCAAAACGAGAUCGCUGGAACGGAUACGACGCCAGAGAGUAUCGCAAAGUGAUUGAUGACUAUAACCAGAUGGAGGAGCUUCGAAAAAAGGCGAAGACCAAUUCCAAUGGCGAAGAGGAUGAGGAAGAGAAAGAUGACGGUGACAAGUACGCUGAAGAAAAUGACAUGAGCAAGCACCAGAGUACGGCAACGAGGCAGCUUAGGAUACGAGAAGACACAGCCAAGUAUCUUCUGAAUCUCGACCUCGAGUCCGCAAAGUACGAUCCUAAAACCAGAGCCCUGGUCAACUCCGGCGCAACAGCGGACAAGGCGGCCGACGUGUUUGCCGAGGAGGGUUUCAUGCGAUCCUCUGGCGACGCUGGCGAAUUUGAAAAGGCGCAGCGCUAUGCGUGGGAAGUUCAGGAGAAAAGCGGCGAUACCUCGCAGCACCUGCAGGCUAACCCGACAGCCGGUGCCUUUUAUCGAAAGAAGCAAGCAGAAGAAGCCGAGAGAAGGCGCCUGGAACGGGAACAGCAGCUGUUGGACAAAUACGGCGGCGAGGGACAGAAAGUCAUGCCUGCUGCGCUGCGCAAUCUGGCCAUGUCAGAGUCUGAAACGUUUGUCGAAUACGAUGAGGCUGGCCUGAUCAAAGGUGCACCGCUGAGAGGUGCAAAGUCCAAAUACGCAGAGGACGUUCUGAUCAACAACCAUACCUCGGUCUGGGGUAGCUGGUGGUCAAACUUCAAAUGGGGCUACGCAUGUUGUCAUUCGUUCAUCAAGAACAGCUAUUGUACUGGCGAGGAGGGCAAGGUAGCUUGGGAGGCUGCCGAGCGUCAACGAUACGCUGCCCCUGCCUUGGAACAGGGAGCUGAACCGAUAUCUGCGGGAACCGAAGAGGCCGAGUCAACAGCGGACCCCCAGACAGCAAGGUCCAAGAAGCGUACGCAAGCGGACAUGAAUGGGAUGGGAGUUUCGGAGGCUGAGAUGGAUGAAUAUCGUCGAAAGAGAACCGUCGCUCAAGAUCCAAUGGCAAAGCUACUCGGCACAGAUGAGCUCAUGGGUCAAGAAUAG